Molecule: messenger RNA, 1316 nt
Organism: Manduca sexta (tobacco hornworm)
Lineage: Eukaryota; Metazoa; Arthropoda; Insecta; Lepidoptera; Sphingidae
Exons: 6
Coding region: 210-1019 (269 amino acids)
Source: RefSeq, a predicted model, not a curated record
UGCUACAGCCACUGACAUUUGUGAGAAAAUAAACAAAUUAUUAUUGUUUUGUUUAUGAAAUAUGCGGCAAUAACAAAAAGUAGAUUAUUUUAUAAUUUCUAACAGAAAUGCGAUAUGUUAUCAAGACAAAUGUUAUAGAAAGAUGUAUAUUGAACAAAAUUAUAAAUAGAUCUUCAGUGAAAUAAGUAUAUCACUCAGCUGCUACGAAAAUGGAAAGACGUAAAGCGAGUCCUGAACAAUUAAACAUGCUAUUACAUUUCUUGGAGGAGGAUAAGGAAUUAGCUAUAGGUAAAUUCACUGGGUUAGAAGGACGUAUUCGGCAAACCAACGCAUGGAUCAAAAUCACAGAAAAACUAAACGCCAACUCGGGAUUUGGGUCCGGUGCUAUUAAGACGCCGGACAAAUGGCAACAGACCUGGAGAGAUUGGAAAUCAAAUGUAAAGAAAAAAGCUUUCAAAAUUCGCAAGAACCGGUUUACACCAGGCUGUAACACCAACAUUCAGUUGACGGAGGCUGAGGAGAAAAUAUUAAGACUUAUUUGCACAAAUACAUCUGUAUUUGGUAUUUCUGGAGUGCCUGAAACAGCUGCUAUCUCAAACUCAAUGGCUCCAUCUCAAAGCAAUGGUGUGAAUGAUAUCAUGUGUGGGACAGAUCCAUCCACCAGUACUAUGAAGUGGCCACCAGACUCCCAGCAUUUUACACAGGUGGAUCUAAGCAUGGCAGUUGAUGAUGUAAUAACUACAGAAGUGGAAGCAGGGAUGGGACCAAAUGAAGUAUCCUCGGCACCGAACACAGGCAAACCAUUAUGGAAGAAAGGGAGACCUGUCCGACUAGUGCAUGACAGACUUCUUGUAUUAGAAGAGGAGAGAAUAAAAAUUGAAAAGCAAAAACUUUUAGAAAAAAAGAGAUGUAAUAAUAUAAGACUGAAAAUGGAAAAGGACAGACUGGAUAUUGAAAGACAAAGAAAUGUUUUAUUAGAAAAGUUGCUAGUUGCUGUAGAAGCCGUAGUUCAUCGAUAAGCCGGUGCAAUUGUAUAUUAGACAGUACGAAUUGCAAUAAUAAGGAUAUUAAAUUAUCAUAUGCCAUUAACUUGUAAGAAUGUGAUAAAAACUUUUUUUUACUGUAUUAGUUGUUUUUUUUUUAUUAGGAAAAAUCGACAUCCUAAUGUAUGUUCCAUAAACAUGUGUGAGGGCUUUACGGCGAGUGGUCUAUGUUCAAGUACUUUCCCGCUUUGUAUAAGAUAGUUGCAGAAUGCCAGUAUUAAUAAAUAUUUUUCUUUUCAAAACACGAAGCAUAAAUAAAUAAAAUAGGAACAA